Molecule: messenger RNA, 2250 nt
Organism: Geodia barretti
Lineage: Eukaryota; Metazoa; Porifera; Demospongiae; Tetractinellida; Geodiidae
Source: the annotation of a GenBank genome assembly
AUGCCCAACCUGCUGGUCAACGGGUCGUCCGGAAUCGCGGUGGGCAUGGCGACCAACAUGCCGCCCCACAACCUGGGCGAGAUUUGCGAUGCCGUCAACUACGUUAUCGACAACCCCGCCUGCGACGUGGACCAGUUGAUAGCAAUUGUGCCGGGUCCCGAUUUUCCCACGGCCGCCGUGAUACGCGGAGUAACCGGCGUGCGUGACAUGUACGCGACCGGACGCGGCCGCAUCAUCAUGGAGGCGGUCAACAAAGCCAACCUGGUCGAGAAAAUCGCUGGGCUGGUGCGUGACAAGACACUGGUUGGCAUUACGGAAAUCCGGGAUGAAUCGGACCGCCGGGGUAUCCGUGUGGUGAUCGAACUGAGCCGAAACGCCCAGGCCACCGUCAUUCUGAACAACCUCUACAAACGAACCGCACUGCGUUCCUCCUUCAAUGCCAUCAUGCUGGCAUUGGUGGACGGCCAGCCCCAGGAGCUCUCGCUCAAGGAUCUCAUCACCCACUUCAUCACCCACCGGGAAGAAGUGAUCCGUCGACGCACCGAGUACCAGCUGGGUCGGGCGCGGGAUCGCGCGCACAUCGUUGAAGGUUUGCUGAAGGCGCUCGACGCCAUCGACGCCAUCAUCGAGACUAUCCGCAACAGCCAGGACGUGGAAACGGCCCGCAACAACCUGGUGCAGCAGUUCGACCUCUCCGAAAUUCAGGCACAGGCCAUCCUGGACAUGCAGCUGCGCCGGCUGGCCGCAUUGGAAAGGCAGCGUCUGGACGAAGAAUACAACGACCUGCUCGCCACCAUCUCCCAGUUGGAAGAUUUGCUGCAAAACCCGCAGCAAAUUCGGGCGGAGAUCAAGCGGGAAACUCGCGAACUCAAGCGCAAACACGCCAACGAGCGCCGCACCGUAAUUGAACUGGCCGAGCUCCAGGAGCAGUCCAUCGAGCAGUUCAUCGUCCAGGAAGAUGUCGUGGUUACCCUGAGCCAGCGCGGAUACAUCAAGCGUGUGCCCAUCAGCACCUACCGGAAUCAAAAGCGUGGUGGCAAGGGCGUGCGCGGCGCCAGCAAUCGCGACGACGAUGCCCUGAUGCAGUUGGAGGUGGUCAACACCCACGAUCAGCUGCUGUUCUUCACCAACAAGGGGCGCGUUUACCCCCUCGAUGUCUACAAAACGCCCAACGACACCAGCCGCACCGGUCGCGGUGUACUGCUGGUGAACCUGAUCAAUCUGCAGCCCGGCGAACAGGUGCAAACUAUGCUGCCGGCUCGCCGCGGCGAAUACAGCCAUCUCUAUAUCUUUGCCACCAGACGCGGACGCGUAAACGCUCUGCGCCCCGGCCAGUUGCGCAACCUGCGCGCGUCCGGGCUGUUGGCGAUGAAGAUUCCGGACGGUGACGAACUGAUCGGAGUACGCCCGGCAGCCCCCGAUACUUCGAUUCUCCUGGUUACCGAGCAGGGGCCAGCCCUGCUGUGCCCGGUAAGCAGUAUUCCCCUUCGCAACCGGAACGCCACCGGCGUAAUCGGGAUGCGACCCGAACCCCACGACCGGAUCAUCGCCCUUGACGUCGUCAACAAUCCGGAGGACGAAUUCCUCCUGGUGGUCAGCGAAAAGGGCUACGGCAAGGCGACCCCGCUAUACAACAAAACCAAGAAUGAGGUCAUCUACCGAGAACGCGGUCGGGGCGGUAAGGGCGUCAAAACGUUCAACGUGGAAGACAAGGGCGACCGGGCAACCGGCCCAUUGGUAGACGCCAAGAUCGUAACCUCAGCUGAAAUGAACGACGAGGAAGGCCACGAGGUGUUUAUCAUCUCGGCUCGCGGCCAGGUCGUAAGGAUCAACCUCGCCGCGGUGAAGGUGGUCAACACCCGCCAAACCAAGGGUGUAAUCGUGUGGCGAGAACGCGGCGGCGACGACAGCGUAGUGUCAAUCGCCUGCUUCCGCGCCAAUGACUAUAGCCAGGCAGACCCCACCCGUACCGACGGCCAGGCCACGUCGGUGCUGGAACAGGCCGAAGAAAUCGCCGCCGAAGCCGAUCUGCAGUACGAGCCCGAUGAUCCGGAUGCUGAAGCGGUGGAAACCGAGGACAUUGCUGCGGAAGAUGGAGACAUGCCGCUGAACGGUUCAGCCAACGGUCAGGCUUCGCUGUUCCCUCUGGGCUCUGACGAGGACGAAGCCUCCAACGAGGACGAAGCCUCCGACUUUGAUGAAGACGCUGACGAAACAGAUGAAGACGAAUACGACCCCGAGCAAGGUUAG